Messenger RNA from Paramecium tetraurelia, 1262 nucleotides. RefSeq lists its product as uncharacterized. Gene Ontology annotation, cellular component: cytoplasm. Gene Ontology annotation, molecular function: glutamine synthetase activity. The record is from RefSeq and is a predicted model, not a curated record. Lineage: Eukaryota; Ciliophora; Oligohymenophorea; Peniculida; Parameciidae. The transcript has 4 exons.
GUAUAUUGAGGAUUCUUAAGUGACAAAUGUUUUUCAUUGAAUAUCUUUUAAAUUAAUUUCUUGAAAGAUGACAGAAACCAUUGAAAAUUUAAGAGAUUUUAACUAUUAUCCAUUCUCCUCGAACAUUAAUAGUAAGUACGUAUUGGCAGAAUAUAUAUGGAUUGAUGGAACAGGAGAAAAAUUGAGAUCCAAAACCAAAGUCUAUUUGAAUCCUAUAAAAAACCUUGAUGAUCUGGAAUGGUGGACAUAUGAUGGAUCAUCGACAGAUUAAGCUGUUACUAAAUUUUCAGAGAUAUAUCUAAAACCAGUUUGCAUGGUCAAAGAUCCUUUUAGAGGGGAUCCUCAUCUAUUGGUCCUUUGUGAAACGUAUUUGCCUGAUAAAAAAACACCCGCAAGGUAUAAUUUUAGAUGGCUAUCGAAUUUAAUUAUGGAGAAGGCAAAAGAACACAAGCCUUGGUUUGGCAUUGAGUAGGAGUAUUUCCUUUUCAAACGUACAGGCACAACACACUUGUGGCCAUUGGGUUGGCCAAAUGGAGGAUUCCCAUAUCCUCAGGGGAGAUACUAUUGUUCGAUUGGGGAGAGAAACAAUUUUGGGAGAGCCCUUGCUGAGGCUCACUUGAGAGCGUGUUUGAAUGCUGGACUGAAGAUAGCAGGGUUGAAUGCAGAAGUGGCUCCUUCUUAAUGGGAAUUUCAGAUAGGAAUUGCAGAGGGAAUAGAGAUUGGAGAUCACAUGUGGUUGGCAAGAUAUAUAUUGGAAAGGAUCGGAGAGGAAUUUGGCAUAGAUAUCAAUUACGAUCCGAAGCCAAUUUAGGGUGAUUGGAAUGGUAGUGGAGCACAUUGCAAUUAUUCGACUGAAACUACUCGAAGUGAAGGGGGUUACAAAUAUAUCGUUGAGAAAUUAAUGCCAAUCCUUGAGAAAUAACACAAAGAUAUGAUCCGAUUGUAUGGAAUCAACAACCAAUUGAGAUUGACAGGGAAACAUGAGACAGGGAGAUAUGAUUCCUUUUCUUGGGGCGAUGGUGCUAGAGGGUGUUCGAUUAGAGUGCCUAUAAUAACGAAAGAAUUAGGAUAAGGAUAUUUUGAGGACAGGAGACCAGCAGCCAAUAUAGAUCCAUAUUUAGUGUCUGCAGCGUUGGUUGACGUUACAUGUUUAAAUAGUGAGCAUUUGCCAUAAUUGUUGUAGGUGUUUGAAACAUCUUAAAAGGCUCUUCAAGCAUGACAUCAAUGUAUAUUUAAAAACUCAUCAUUAGAAGAAUUCUAAA